This is a messenger RNA of Drosophila eugracilis, 2525 nucleotides long. RefSeq names its product mucin-5AC. The record is from RefSeq and is a predicted model, not a curated record. NCBI's taxonomy places the organism in Eukaryota, Metazoa, Arthropoda, Insecta, Diptera, Drosophilidae.
AUGGCUGCGAGGAAUCUUUGGGCCAUCCUCUUUUUGGCCACCAUCUGCAUGGCCCAGGCAUAUCCGGCUUUAUUGCCCUACAUCUACAAUCCUUCCAAGCGAAGCAACAGUGAUUCGACUUUCCCCCAAAUCGAAGACGAUGUGAGUGAGCUGGACCAGCUGCGAAAUGAACCGGGAGCGGUGGUGGCCAAGAGGCAGCACGACGGCAGUACCGCCCGUACCACUACAACCACCAAGGAAAGCGUCGAGGAUGUGGCUGCUGCUCCGGAACCUAAUUCCAAUUCAAAUGCAAAUAUCCUUCCCGAUUUGGAACGACAGUUGGAAGUGGCCACGCCUCUUAUUUCGACCACUACAACCACAAGCACUUCGGCCACCACCACUACGGCGACAUCCAAGGAGGAGGGUGAGCGAUCACAGCUGGAAGAGCCGAAGACACAGAUCAAAACUGUAGUGGAACCGACGGCCCAUGCCAAGGCAUUUUACGGGGCGGCUCGUCUAGCUUUUGGCCAAAAUCCAGAGGUACUACCAACGACCACGACCACAACCACAACUACAACGACUACGACGGCAGCGCCAGCAGCUGAAGCCGAGCCAGAAGCUGAUUCCCAGGCACCUGCCGAACAGGUGGAUAAAGAAUCAGAGAAUACGGAUACGGAAAAAGCUCCAGACGUGGCUGGCGAACCAGUUGAGGCGGAGGAUCCCAUAGGCGAAGUGGCCGAAACUGAAUUGACUGCCCUGAAUCCCCCAAAAACCAAGCAGAAUCACCACGAAUCGAAUAAGGAGACUAUUGGGGACAUCGUCUUUGAUGUGGUGGCCCGAACCACGGAGCGAAGAUCCAGUUCGCCUAAGAUCACGGCCAAGACAGCCAAUAGCUUGCUGCGAAGUCCCAAUGGUCAGUACUCUUCCUUUGACAUGGCACAAUAUAUUUUCUGGACUGGAGAUGAGACAGCUGUGGUGAAAGCUGUAGAGGAACUGGUAGAGGGAAAGGUGAUCACCCGAGAGAGCGCUUUGAAGUUCCUGCAAGACAUUCGGCUGGGAAUCGAGUUCUUGCAGCGAUCCUACGCCAAUCGAAUUUUUCCUGAGGAGGUUCGCCAGAAUCAGCUAAAGCGCCACAGCCCCCCUAUUACCACGCCUCCAACUACAUCCACCACAACUACAACAACAACUACAAGUACAACCACAGAAAAGCCAUUUCCCGAAGUCCACGAAUCCGGUUUCGUAUCAGGAAACGAAAGAGGUUCAGGAGUCUUGCCCGCGAAGAGCUUCGAUAGCUUCACCUUCUGGAAUAAACUAAAAGUUUUGGACAGCGAGGCACAGCAAGAUUUAAAUGACUAUGACGAAGGACGGGCUAAGAUUGUGGAGUACUUGUAUAAUGAGUACUCCCUAGAGGAGAUCCUCUACAAGCUGGCAAAGGUAAUGUUUGCCCAAUCGCUAUCACAUGGUUCCGAUGAGGCUCAAAUGGAGCUGCAAAAGCUUACCGAGUUUCUGGAACGCGAGGGCAACAUGGGUGUUAUACCCAUUGACUUGCAGAAGAAAGUUUUAAAAGUGCUGCUCAGUGCAUUGUCGGACACUCUGACCGAACAUCCAGAGUUGCUGCCGGCGGCGCGGGUUAAUCUGGCCAACCCAUUUUACAGGCUUCCAAUGCAUACACCCAGCCAAUAGAGAUAAUAUAUUGGACGGCUAUCUCAGAUUAAAACAAGUCCCUAUAUAUAUAUAUAUAUAUGUUAACACGCAUAAUCCGCAUCAGCUAAAUGGCAUAUAUCCACUGAUCGGCGCUACUCUGGGGAGGCGCUCUCUCGGAACUUGAAUUCAUAAUAUGGCCCUAAGUUCACCCGAUCUAUUGGCAUUUUUCACUUUGGUUAACGGAUUAGCCUACGUGUAAUAUAGCAAAAUACUCUCGUGAUAUUUUCUGAUCAGAUGCAAGUGCAAGGUGCAGAAUGCAAGAUGCAAGAUUCAGAGAACGAACCAUUUACACUUACGGUACGAUAAGAAAAUCAAAAAAAUAUAUAAAUAAAAGUAACCGAACCAAAACUGAUGAGAGAGACUUGCGCCCCUUUGAGCUUUUAAAAAUUAAAAAAAUAGACUAUCUAUUAUGUGUAUGUACUAUGUCCACUGUAUGCAUACGAAUUGGCACACUUGCUUAUAUUUGAUAUGAGUUUGUUAGUUAGAUACAUUGAGAGGUUGAGGUUAAAGAGAGGUCGCUUUGGUUGGCAAAAUCGAUGGGCCGCCAUGGGACGACCGAUUGAAGCAGGAAUGGGCUCUGAGUCCGUCUAUAUCAGUAGCUAAUAUGGUUAUAAACGCUCCACAGACGAAGCGAAUGUCGUAAAUAGUUAUUACUCUACCAUAUAUUAUAUGUUCUCCCCCGAAUAAUUGAGCAUUGCAUUAUUGCAUUAUUGAUGGAUUGGUUAAAUGAUUGAUUGUGUUGCGAGUUACAUAUACGAUAUGCAAAUAAGAACUAGAAACCUGUAUCAACAAAUUAUCGAUUAUACACUCAAUAUACAUCAAUAAAUAAUUAUAUAUAUAUA